Onthophagus taurus is the source of this 4422-nucleotide messenger RNA. The record is from RefSeq and is a predicted model, not a curated record. NCBI's taxonomy places the organism in Eukaryota, Metazoa, Arthropoda, Insecta, Coleoptera, Scarabaeidae.
CGCGGCUGUCUGUAUGUUGUUGUGGGACGUUUGCUUCGUUCGUGCGUGCAGGUAUAAACAAAGUUAGCCUUGAGAUUCCGUGCAGGAGGCGUUGACGGUGGAAUUGGAAGGGGGACCCCGGGUGAAGGCGGUGGGGUGACCUAGACCCAGUCAGACCGGCCGAGCGACGCGACGCUGCCACUGAAUUAAAGGGGAAGUGAGAGAAGAGCGACGCAGCAGAAGUGGAACGAACGAACGAUAGACUUUCCUCCUCGUGGUUCUGCUCUUUGCACUCAGAUCCUUCCUUUUCCUCUUACUCUUCUUUCUCUCUUUUAGGGAGCAACAGCAUCGUGUUGGAGUGGAACCGUACGUUUUCGAGGUCGAGUCGUCUUCAUAUGACAAUUGAAUUGAAUUUCAUGCGCGAUUUUCGUUCUCUUGGUGGGGAUGCAAGAGAGAGGAUUCCAUUUGAGUGGUGUAGUGACGGCGUGCAGGAUGUCGCCUCCGCCGACGCUCCCCUGUGGCGCGCCAGAGCCCCAUCAGAAGUUCAAAGUAUCCGUCAGCUUCGACAGGUGCAAGAUAACAUCGGUGACCUGCAGCUGCGAAACGAAGGAUAUCUUCUGGUGCCAGCACGUUGUCGCCUUAUCGCUGUACAGGAUACGAAAUGCAGAGAGUGUACGACUGCGUGUUCCCAUUUCAGAAACCCUUCUGCAAAUGGAUAGACAACAAUUACAAAAAUUCGUUCAGUACCUUAUUUCCGAACAUCACACGGAAGUAUUACCAACGGCACAAAAAUUAGCGGACGAAAUCCUACAACAACGAUCGGAAAUCAAUCAGAUACCGGGUGCCCCAGAUCCAACCGCCGGAGCAUCCGCAGACGACGAUCACUCGUGGCAUCUCGACGAAGAACAAGUCUGCGAACAAGUCAAGUCGUAUUUAUCGCAAGGAUCGUAUUAUAACGCCAAUAAGCAAUUAAAUUCGUUAUUUUCUAAAGUUAGGGAAAUGUUGAGGGCGCAAGAUUCGAACGGUGCUAGAAUGUUAACGCUUAUUACCGAACAAUUUCUUUCCGAUCCUAGAUUACAAAUGUGGAAAAAUCAGGGCACUCCCAUGACAGAUAAAUGUCGUCAAUUAUGGGAUCAGUUAGGUUCUCUUUGGGUGUGUAUAGUUUUAAAUCCAAAUUGUACCCAACAUGAAAAACAACAAUGGAAAAUGUUAUUGGAGAAAUGGACUAAAAUCGAUGUGUGUCCACCUGAAGAUCCUGAUUUUAGGUUACAACAAGCUAACCAUCCAUCUAGAUACUCUUAUGGUAGGGAUAGAGAUCGUGAUAGAUACCACAAUGAAAGGGAACGGUAUGCGGAUCGGGAUAGGGAAAGAAGAGAAAGAAGGGAGAGGGAUAGAGACAGAGGAAGGCCUGUAUAUGACUCUUCCAGCAGCUCCGACGAUGACGACAACGAUUCCAGUUCGUAUAGCCAUCGGAAUAGCAAACGUCUUCGAUUAUCAGGGAAUAAUUCUAAGUCACAUACUUCUGUAUUACCUAGAACAGUAUUUCAUAGAGCUUUAGAUGCUGUUGGAAUGUCUUGGGAUAACAUGCAUCUAAAAAACAUUUUAUCCAGUGAUACUUAUUGUUCUCACGUUCCUGACAAUUCCAGGUCCGGUAGCUUUAAUUCACAAGGUCAACCAUUAUGGCAUGAAUCAAUACCAUUAUGUGCAGCUCGUGUUGAUUCUUUAAGAUCUCACGGUCACAUGGAAGCAGCCUUACGCUUAGCAGUUUCAGUAGUAAGAACGAUGAAACAACAACAAUUAGCCGCUCAACGACAAUGGCACGAAUCGCAACAAGUAGCGAGUACAAGUAACAAACCACCACCUCCACCGUGCAAACCGUGUACAUCAAGGUGUAGCGGUCAAUGUACGGCUGUUUGUUCAACGACAAACGUAAAUGCUCCGACGAAUACGGAUGGUUGGGUUGGACAUCCCCUCGAUCCAAUCGGGUGUCUUUUCGACACUUUAGCCGAUGCAUCAAUCGUACCGGAGGAUCAAAGGCCUCGAACGCCCAGUUAUUUAGGCGCUAUUUCAGAUUUAGUCAACAUGGAUGAUCAACAUGGAAACAUCAGACCAAGGUAUCAUCAUGUACCAGUUAUUGGAUCGAGGGAUCGAGCUGAAACGUAUCUUACCUUAGCUUUUGAAGUUGCAUUAAUUGGAUUAGGUCAACAGAGGAUGAUGCCUAUUGGAUUAUAUGCACAAGAGAAAUCGUGUAAACAAGAAGAUCGUUUAAUAGCAAAACUCCAAGAAAUAGAAUUAGAUAACAGUUUAGUAGCUGUACUUCGAAGACAAGCAAUUAUUCUAUUAGAAGGUGGUCCAACAAGCGGAUUAGGCAUAGGGAUUCAUCCCGAAAGCGUUCCAAUGCACACCUUCGCUCGGUUUUUGUUCCUUUCUUUAUUAAACUAUUAUCCAGACCUCGCAUAUGAAGUAGGAUUACGCGCAAUGCGUUUACCAUUAUUAGAAGAUAGAGAAGACUCUGAUGAUCCAAUGGGUGCAAACUCGUCAAGUCCGUUAUUGAUUCCUCGAUCUUCGCCGAGAUGGUUCACCUUAGGACACAUCGAAACCCAACAGUGUACGCUAAGCUCGACGAUGUUGAGUGCUGCGAAAGGCGAAGUGAUGCGAUUAAGGACGGUACUCGAAUCAUCACAAAAACACAUCCAUAGUUCGUCGCAUUUGUUCAAAUUGGCGCAAGAUGCAUUUCGAUUCGCAACACCUGAAAAUGGACCUAGACAUCCAACGCUUUUAAGUGUUGCCUUCGAACUUGGUUUGCAAGUGAUGCGAAUGACACUUGCCUCUUUAAACUGGAGGCGACGGGAAAUGGUUCGGUGGCUUGUUACCUGCGCAACGGAAGUCGGAGUUGACUCGCUUAUUUUAAUCAUGCAAAAUUGGUUCCAAUUUUUUACACCAACGGAAGCCACGGGUCCUGUUGCAACCACUAUUAUGUCGCAUAGUACUAUUAUGCGAUUAAACUUAACGUUUUCACAACAAGAAGAACUAUCUGCUUGUGCGAGGACUUUAGCAUUACAAUGUGCUACAAAGGACCCUCCAAAUUGUGCCUUGAACGCGUUAACCCUUUGUGAAAAUGAACCUUUAGCCUUUGAAACUGCUUACCAGGUCGUUGUGGAAGCCGCAUCGCAUAUUAUGACUUCUUCACAGUUAUUUACAAUCGCACGGUAUAUGGAACAUCGUGGAUAUCCUCCAAGAGCUUAUAAGCUAGCCAUGUUAGCAAUGAAAAAUGUUCAUUUGGCAUAUAAUCAGGAUACACAUCCGGCAAUAAACGACAUUCAUUGGGCGUGCGCAUUAAGUCAUUCAUUAGGUAAAACCGAAUUAGCGAAUAUGAUACCGCUCCUGGUAAAAAACGUACAGUGCGCAACAGUUUUAUCGGAUAUCUUGGGUAGAUGUAAUAUGACAGCACCAGGAAUGUCUUGUCCACAUCCUCCACCCCUUGAUACAGGUGUUAAACAUCAUGCACAUCCUCAUCGAAGUCGAGGUUGCACCCCAAGCUUAAAAGCCCUAUCUUAUGACCGAGCACCGUUACGACAACUAUUAGAGGCUGCUAUUGCGGCUUAUAUUAAUACAACACAUUCGCGACUUACCCAUAUCUCACCAAGACACUAUGGAGAUUUCAUAGAUUUCUUAACGAAAGCUCGAGAUACGUUUAUUUUAGCCCAAGACGGUCACACACAGUUCACGCAAUUAAUAGAAAACAUGAAAGUCGCUUAUAAAGGAAAGAAGAAGUUGAUGUUUUUGGUGAGAGAACGGUUCGGCUGAUAUUUUUUUAAAAAAUACUAUUUUUAGGUGUUUUUUUACUUGUACAGAAAAAUAAUGACGAUGAUUUUGUAAUUUAUGUAUCUAAUUGUAAUUUAUUUAUUUGAUUCUUUAUUAGGAUAUUUUUUAUCUUAUUAUUUUUCUACGGAUUAUUGUUCUUUUUAUUGGAGAUAUGAUCAAAAAAAAUUUAUAAAAAAAAACGCUCCACUUAAGCUUUAAACAAUUUUUUUCUUUAUUAAUUAUACUUACUAAAAGUGUACAUAAUCAAAUAGAUUUAAAACGAAAAAUAAUUAAAAAAGUAUAGCGGUAUUUUUUUCUCUUAUAAUAACGGACAAUAUAAUGAGAUUUUUCCAGGUUAUUUUAAUUAUUUAAUAAUUUAGGCUUUUUUUUUAUUUUAAACCAUUGUUUUUCGUUCUUUUUAAUGUAGACUGAAAGUAUUUAAACGGGUUAUUUGAAAAUUAUACACAAUUAACUGUAUAAAAAGAUUUUUAUGAGGUAUAUACAGGGUGAUUUGCGUUAAAUUUUUUGCAUUCAAGUAAAUCAUCCUAUAUAAUUAACAUCUAUAUGAUAUUUUGAAGUUUUAUUGGGUCGUUUUUGAAACACCGUUUUUUUAUAAUUUUUUGAGUGCAAUACUAAAAU